Mustela lutreola (European mink) is the source of this 2674-nucleotide messenger RNA. Its product is annotated as phosphatidylinositol 3,4,5-trisphosphate 3-phosphatase TPTE2-like. The transcript is spliced from 31 exons. Gene Ontology annotation, biological process: protein dephosphorylation. Gene Ontology annotation, molecular function: protein tyrosine phosphatase activity; phosphatidylinositol-3,4,5-trisphosphate 3-phosphatase activity. Lineage: Eukaryota; Metazoa; Chordata; Mammalia; Carnivora; Mustelidae. The record is from RefSeq and is a predicted model, not a curated record. Gene Ontology annotation, cellular component: cytosol. Bases 292 to 2415 code for a protein of 707 amino acids.
GCUUUGGGGCGGGGCCAGCGUCAGGAGCCCUGUCUCACGCGGGCCCACCUCCAGCUUCGCGGUGGGGGUGUUCAUAGACUUGACCUGAGGGUGCCGAAUUCUACCACCUUUGCUUGCGCGAGACCAGAGUUGCGCACUGAACCUUCCAGAGGAGGAUGGUGCUCCGAAGCCUCUCCAGGGACGGGCCCCCCCGGGUGUGGAUGCCCUCGGCGCUGGAACGCCAGGGACACAGUGAAAUAAGAGUGUUUGUAGUUUAACCCCUAAUUGGAAUUAGGAAGAUUAAUCCCAGACAUGAAGAGAUUAAAGAACAACCAUUUACAUAUCUCAUUGAAGAAUCCAAAAAAUAAAGUUGUGGAUUCUUUCUUAGCAUCCUCUGAUGGCAGCGAUGCCAAGAGCCCUGCCCAGAGUGAGUGGACUUUGGAAACCUAUGAGAAAUCCACCAGUGAAAUCCCUGUCCAGAGUGAACGGACAUCAGAAAACUAUGAGGAUUUCACCACUGGAAUCCCUGGCCAGAGUGAAUGGACAGCCUCGUCUACCGAAGGACUCUGCGAAGUGAUCACUCCUGUGACUGAAUUGAAACUGGACAUGGAUGAGGAAAUCACCAGCAAAUUCCCUGGCCAGAGUGAACGGACAGCCCCAUCUACCGAAGGACUCUGCGAAGUGAUCACUUCUGUGACUGAAUUGAAACUGGACAUGGAUGAGGAAAUCACCAGCAAAUUCCCUGGCCAGAGUGAACGGACAGCCCCAUCUACCGAAGGACUCUGCGAAGUGAUCACUUCUGUGACUGAAUUGAAACUGGACAUGGAUGAGGAAAUCACCAGCAAAUUUCCUGGCCAGAGUGAAUGGACAGCCCCGUCUACCGAAGGACUCUCUGAAGUGAUUACUACUACCAUGAGUGAAUUUACAUCGGGAACUUCUGAUGGAAUCUCCAAGGAAAUUAUAAUGGAACGACUCUCCAGGUUCCAUGAUGAAGAUACUGAAGACAGUGUCUUUCUCAAUUCAAAUGACAGCAUUAUUAGUAGAAUUUUGUACUCACUGGUAUCAUCACUCAUGUUCAGAAUAUUUGGAAUUAUGCUCGUCUUUGUGGAUCUGUCUCUCAUCAUUACAGACCUGAUUGUCGCUAAUAGCACAACAUAUAUUCCUUUGGAAUAUCAUUCAAUUUCUUUAGCUAUUGCUUUAUUUUUUUUGAUGGAUGUUCUUCUUCGAGCAUAUGUAGAAGGGAUAAAAUACUAUUUUUCUGAUGCACUUAACUUUUUGGAUGCUGUCAUUAUUGUAAUGACUCUAUUGAUUGAUAUUAUUUAUAUGUUUUUUGACUUUAAGUCUCUUCAAACUACCCCCGGAUUGACAAUUUUCUUUCGACCUCUACGACUUGUCAUUCUUGUAAGAGUUUUUCAUCUGGCUCAUCAAAAGAGACAUCUUGAACAGCUGGCCAGAAAGAUGGUUUCAGGAAACAAACGGCGGUACAGGAAGGAUGGAUUUGACCUAGACCUCACUUAUAUUACCGAGCGUAUCAUUGGCAUGUCAUUCCCAUCUUCAGGAAAGGAGUCUUUCUAUAGGAAUCCCAUUGAGGAAGUUGUGCGGUUCUUAGAUACCAAACAUCGAGAACACUAUCAAAUCUACAAUCUAUGCAGUGAAAGAGCUUAUAAUCCUAAGUACUUCCAUGACAGAGUCCAGCGAAUCAAGAUUGAUGAUCACAAUGUCCCCAGUCUAAGUGAGAUGGUGGCAUUCGCCGAGGAAGUGAAUGAGUGGAUGUCUCAAGAUGACAAAAACAUCGUAGUGAUUCACUGUAAGGGAGGCAAAGGACGAACUGGAACGAUGAUUUGUGCCUACCUUAUUGCCAGUGGAAUAUUUACAACUGCAGAGGAGAGCCUUUUUUAUUUUGGAGAACGGCGAACAGAUAAAAGCACCAGUACUAAAUUUCAGGGAGUUGAAACCCCUUCUCAGAGUAGAUACGUUGGAUAUUUUGCAGAUGUGAAAAAUAUCUACAACAUGACUCUCCCUCCAAGAAAAACAGUCAAGAUUGAAAAAAUUGUUAUUCAUUCAAUUCAUGGUGUAGGAAAAGGCAAUGGCACUGAUCUCAAAGUACAAAUAGUAAUGCAGAGGCAGAUCAUCUUUUUCGGUUCUGCUUCCAAAAACUGUCAGAUCCUUCAUGAUGCGGAAACAGACAGCGUGACAAUCCAUCUGUCCAACUGCCCACCACUGUAUGAUGACAUCAAAGUGCAGUUUUUCUCUUCUUCCGACCUACCCAAGUAUUACGAUCAGUGUCCAUUUUUUUUUUGGUUCCAUACAUCAUUUUUACAAAAUAAAAGGCUUUACCUUCCACGGAACCAACUGGAUAAUCCACAUAAAAAAAAAACCUGGCAUAUCUACCGUGAGAACUUUGCAGUGGAGCUAUAUUUUGAAGACGUGGGAUAGAAGGAUCGUUUUCCCCACCAUCCCUGCCACACAUUUAGGUCUCCUAACCCUCCUUCCUUGCAUGUAUACUUACAGUACAUUUACAUACACAUUUUUGACACCUUAAGUAUAUGCAUUAUAAAAGGUUAGUGGUCCCUUUUCUUUCCUGAAGGAGGUAUGCCAGAGUUGAGAGAACUACUGUUCCUGGGGACUGCGUGCCAAAGUUAAGAGUUUAAAAGAACUUUCAUAUCAAAAUAACAUUUAAAAUGAUUCCUCACAA